GUCCGGCAUCGCAGCGUGAGAUAGAAUGAAACGGGCUGAUUGCCGAUGGUGCGAUUCAGCGGAUGCGUGCAAGAGACAUCCUAUGGAUUGUCCAUCUCGCUCUGAUGCUCAGGUAAGACAACUCUAUCGCGGUGGGAGAUAAAGUAUCAAGCCAUACGCUACGCCUGUGUACUGUUGGUGUUAUCAGAGAUUGGGCGUGAUAUAGAUAAGGUGAGACGAUUUGGUUGAAAGUUCUCUCCCUAGCGUCCUAUAGUUGGUAUUUAUGGGAAUAAAACUACAAUUGGGCUUCAUGUUAUUAUUCGAAAAUUCCCAAUUUUGAUACCGUCAAAACCGCUUCAUUUGCAUGACACAAGAUCGCAAUAGAGCAAAAGAAAGCACAGUGUUGAGAGAAAUGUAAUUGUUUAAGGACGAAAUUGGCAAGAUUGUGCAGCGAAAAGCAACAGAAAAAUCAUGGAAAAUCAAGAAGUGAAAGUGAUAAAGCAGGAGAGAUCACCUGACGGACAGAAUCAGGAGGUGAUUGUGGAGGAAAUCUCUCAUCCGAAUCAAGAUGUUACAGCUUCUAGUCAUCCAACUACAGUCAUUACCACUCAAAGGCAUCGCAUGAUCACAACGGCCGGCGACAUAAGAGAAGUGACCAGCGCUCAAGAAGCAAUUGUUGAUGCUCAAGAUCAGCAGUAUGACAGCAAUCAUGAGUACCAGCAAGUUGGCAAUACGGUUGAGGAUCAUAACUACACUUACGAGCCUACCAUCGCGACUGUGGUGACCACUCAAGCGCCACCAAUGACAACUGUUCAGCAAUUGCACGUGAUCAAGCGCGAAGGCAGUCCUGACAAAGAGAUAGGCGUCAGCGAGCAGUCGCAAGCCCAACAGCCUCAACAUCAAACUGUCUACAUCGAGCAGACUACGGAAGAUGGCGAUACUUACAGGUAUUCCAAUGUGAAGUACGAGACCGAGGAUUACCACCGGUUUUCGUACCAAGGCCAAAAUCGAAUCCCAACAGGAUCCGAGGAGAUAAAGACUAUUGAGCAACCUCAAACGGAGACCCAAGAAAUCCAAAUCUAUGAGCAGCCUGAACCUCAUAAUCCAGAUGCUCAAGCUCACGCCGACUCCGCAGAAUCCAAAGCUCAAUAUACGAACCUAGAGACAGUUCAGCAACUCCCGAGUGGAUCCGGCUACUACAUCACGACCGAGGGCUACGCAACUCCGGCUGGGAACUAUUCUUACCUUCAGACGACGCCCACAUCCAAAGAAUACCCUGGUUACCAUUCAAGCAGUCCCAAUACCGUUCUGUACAAAGAUCCGAAUUUGGCUUCUGCUUUAUCUACCAGACAAUUGCAGUAUCAUCACAACAUAGCGAACUCGCAGCAUAUUUAUGAUGGCGCUACGGUGUCAUCAGGAUCACCGUCAGGACAGCAAGUCUUCACGGCUUACAAAACCGAACCGGCGACUUAUUGGGCUAGUCAGUUGGAUUUCAAUGUUCCCGCUGGAUACGGGAAUUCUAUCAUCCUGGACAACACUGUCCCUUCCGGACCUGGAGACUACGCAGCCAAUGGAACGUGGCCACCAUUGAGCACAAUUGGGGAGCAGUACGAUGGGCAGAUAAUUGCAGCGCCAGAUAUAAAGGAGUGCGUGAACUGUUCAGCAUCGUCGACGCCACUGUGGCGGCGAGACAACAGCGGUCACAACUUGUGCAAUGCUUGCGCCUUGUACGGGCGCCAAAAUCCGGGCAUUAAUCGACCACCCAAUCGCAACCAGAAGGCCAAAGCGCCGGCGGCGAACGGCAACAGGCGCACGGGCGUGCAGUGCGCCAAUUGCCAAACAACCACCACGACUCUGUGGCGGAGGAACCACAACGGCGAUCCCGUGUGCAAUGCCUGUGGGCUCUACUACAAGCUGCACAAUGUACAACGUCCGCUGUCAAUGAAGAAAGAAGGAGUUCAGACGAGAAAAAGGAAACCCAAGAAUGUGGCCGGGAGUCAAAUAAAGACAACUCUGAGCGUGGCAGGUACUGAGAAGACUCUCCCGCCGAUUUACCCAUCGCAGAUCGAUAUGAAGCUGCCGGUGAUGCCCAUUGGGCAAGCACCGACGGAAAUCCACUUGGUGUCCACUCAGCCGUCAGCCCAAGAGCAAUACUUGAGCGUUGGUCCUCAGAGUCAAUCGCCACAUUUGCCAACCACCACUAAUUUGACGAGACACAUUAAUUCAACUGUACCCCCAUUGGAUGGAGGCCGGGGAAUCAACGGAGAAAUCACGAGUGUAAUCACAAGCACUGGAAUGGCCGAGAGGAAUUCCAAUUGAUGUUGCCGCCAAGACACUCAGGCUUCGAAAUUAUGUCCAUGGGGAAGUUACGCUUUAAGACAAUACUGUGCAAAAUGUAUUCCUGUUCUUGCUUCUUCACAUUCUUAUAUGCCAUCCAGAGUAUUGGAUAUAUUGUAGGUUUGAUAUCAUUUCCGAGUACUUAGACCUAGUCACAGUGGCAGAAAAGCUCCCAGUUUUAUAUAUUUUUACAUCAUCUUGCCUAUCCAUCGAGUCAGUGCCAAAAUUAGAGACUUUUGUAAAGAAUUUUUAAUGAGGUGUUGUGUAGAGUUUAAGUGUUAGAUAUACAUAAAUCGAAUAAUGCUAAUAUUGCUAAAUGAUGUUGUAUGAUUAAGGAAAAUUGUAAUAAUGACUUUUGUAUGGUUGGCUUUCAUAUCAGGAAGCAUGACAUACAAUAUAGAAUACACAACACACUAUAUAUUAUAUUGAUAAGGCAUUCUCUUCUUUUUCUAAAAUUUCCAUUAAUUGAUUUUCCUCUUCCAUCUCCCAAAUAUGCAUAAUACAAGAGUCCAGAGAGUGCGGAGGAAUGAGAGGAGAGAAUACACAUUCUACAGGCGCCACCUAAAUCGACAACCGGGCUGAAUUCUGUAGUCGAAUAGAAUGCCAAAGAUAAAGUCUAUAUACGGUGGAAUACCUUCGGAGUGAAAAGGGAUGCGACGCGGUAGUGCAUUACACAGUAUUAUGUACAUCGUAUGAAAGUGUGAGAGAGGAACCAAUUAUGGAUUUAAAUUUAUUUCCUCUGCUUCAGAGAGGAGAAAUUGAUUUGAUGUCUUCUACCACACCAUUCACUGAUGCAUAUCCAUAGAUAUACAUAAUAUGGCUGCUGAAGUCACACUAUAUUUGUAUGAGCAAAUGAAAGACGAAAUGCAGUGUACUGAGAGCCGCACAUCGCCGAGCUCUCAAUACAUGGGAGAAUGCACUAUGUAAUGUACAAGAAUCAUUUAAAUUUGAACGAUUGUAUAGUGACUUUUCGUAUAGAUAUACAAUUUUACUCUUAAGAAUAUAUAUAAUAACGUUUUAUAUGUAUGUAGUACAUGAAUGAAUAUGCGGUGUGACGCGCCGGGCUUUUAGACUGUGACACCAAACGGCUUUUUACUUUAUGAGAUAUGCAUAUGCAUGAAACUGUUGCAGUGUGGCAACGAAUAAUGGAGAAAAAUGUCUAUAGAAUUCUUCAGAAUUAUUGUGAGAGAAAGAGAUAAUCUGUGAAACCGCGUAUAAAAUUAUGAUCAAUUUCCAACCAAUCAAAGAGAAACACAUUUGAUGUCUUUUAAAUAUUGCAAUAAGACUAUUAUAAUUUAUAUUUCAGUCUAUACAGGUUUUGUUUAAGAGAGAAAUAAUAAAAGUGUAGUGAGAGAGAGAAUGAUGCAUUAACAAUAUGAUCUUCCACAGUGAUAAAAUUAAACUGCAGCAUCGCUGUUCUUAACUUUUUGACCUCCGCCUUUGCUUUAGGUUUUACCAAACACACAUGAUCUUAAGUGGUUCCAUCAUAAAUCCCAUUUGCUGGCGUACCAGACAAACUUUCAUCUGCAGAUGAAUGGGAAAUUGGAAAAGGAAGAUGAAGGAUUUUCUGUCAAUGACAUAGAGGGGUUAGUGGAGUUUAGCGCUAAACCAGAGCUCAAUUAAG
Messenger RNA from Phlebotomus argentipes, 3940 nucleotides. RefSeq lists its product as uncharacterized. Gene Ontology annotation, molecular function: RNA polymerase II cis-regulatory region sequence-specific DNA binding; DNA-binding transcription factor activity, RNA polymerase II-specific; zinc ion binding. The transcript is spliced from 9 exons. NCBI's taxonomy places the organism in Eukaryota, Metazoa, Arthropoda, Insecta, Diptera, Psychodidae. The record is from RefSeq and is a predicted model, not a curated record. Gene Ontology annotation, biological process: cell fate commitment; positive regulation of transcription by RNA polymerase II; negative regulation of transcription by RNA polymerase II. Bases 451 to 2298 code for a protein of 615 amino acids.